GAACAUCUGAUGCUAUUAUAUAUAUAAAAGAAAAUUGUAAUGCAAUUUUUAAAAUAUAAAUCGUGUGCAGCAGGAAUUUAAAAUGAAGAAUUAUUGUAAAAAAAUUUUUUGUAUAUUUAUUAUCGGACUAUUUUAUUUGAUUAAUACUGGAAAUUCUUAUGAUUUUUCAACAAUUCAAAUUGAUCAACAAAUUUAUGAUAUGGAAAUAAAUAUUAAAAAAGAAUCUGAUGCUGCUUAUAAUUCAAAUAUUAAUUCAUAUGGAAUAUGUUCAUAUGGACGUUCAUCAUUAAAAGAUUUACCAUAUAAAGCGAAACGUCUUGCAAAAGAAUGUAUUGAAGAUGGUAUAAAUAAUGAAGAAAUAAUUGAUGAAAAUUUUAUAAGAAAUUGUAUUCAAUAUACUGAAAGUAUUGCAUAUACUGUAAUUAAUCAAUUUUUAUAUUGUGAACAAAGUCAUAAUGUUUAUUUAUAAUAAUCUUAAAUUAUCAAAUUUUAUA
Molecule: messenger RNA, 494 nt
Organism: Condylostylus longicornis
Lineage: Eukaryota; Metazoa; Arthropoda; Insecta; Diptera; Dolichopodidae
Exons: 2
Coding region: 83-469 (128 amino acids)
Source: RefSeq, a predicted model, not a curated record